This is a messenger RNA of Lymnaea stagnalis (great pond snail), 12915 nucleotides long. NCBI's taxonomy places the organism in Eukaryota, Metazoa, Mollusca, Gastropoda, Lymnaeidae. The record is from the annotation of a GenBank genome assembly.
AUGGCAACAGUCAUGCACGGUCGACGAAAGGGGCAGCCAAGAGGUAUUACCGUUUACAUUUUAUAUUGUUAUUGUCUCGACUUUUUUAAGUCAGUUUCAAUAAACUAAAUCAAAUCUAUUCAUUAUCAUUAAGCCUAAUAAUUGAUGAUAAUGAUAGUAAUUAAUUAAUUAAUUCUAAUUCAGUUUCAAUAAACUAAAUCUAUUCAUUAAGCCUAAUAAUUGAUGAUAAUGAUAGUAAUUAAUUAAUUUAUUCUAAUUCAUACUUAGUUACUAGUUACUAGUACUACACGAACUAGACUAGAGUCUGGUAAAAUGAUACUGCACUGAUCAUUGAUGCAGUGAUAGUCUAAAGUUAAGACUUAAGUUUAAGAGACUUAAAACAACAUAACUGAUGAAUGGGUAAAUACUAAAUAUGCUUCUACUACCAAGUGUCUGUUUAUAAAUUUUGCGCUAUGACAAGUUUUAAUUUUUGAUACUACUGGUACUAAGUAAAAUGUUAGGAAUAGUGAAAGCUUACCAUGACCAUAGCCAAAGUUUUAGUUUAAUUAAUAUUUAAUUCAUGUGGCAUGUAAUUGUAAUUUUUAACAGUAGCAUGUUAUUUUUACCUUUCAUUAUAAUUUUAUCAUGAUAUAAAAUAAAAUAUAAUAUAAUUUACAUGAUUAAGAUCAAACUCAAAUCUCUAUCUUCUACUUUAAGACUAGUAUUGUAUACUGCAAACUGAAAAAUAAAUAUACUAUUGAUUACUAUUUAACUAACUGUAACUUAGCUAACUUAAUUAUUAAUAAUACCAGUAACAUCGUUUGCUACUUAUUAAAAUCAUCUACUAACUUUCUAUUGCCAAAGCUUAUUUUAAAUUUUGUUCAAAUAGAACAUUAACUGUAACAGUUAUAAAUUGUUAUUCCUGACAAGUAUUUACUACAAAAUUAUUGUUUAUGAUAUGCCUCAGAGUUUCAAUUAAAUUACAAAGUCAAAAGUGAAGGUAAAUUUGUAAAGAUUUCUAGGUCUCAAAAUAGUUAAAAUGAGCAUAUCCAAGGAGGCCACCGGACCCCUCUUUAUCUGGGGGGGGGGGGGGGGUAAUAUCCCCCCCCGAACCCCCCUGGGGUGGGUCCGGUUUUUCCAGUUCUUUAAAAUGGGCCUAUCCAAGGAGGCCCCCGGCCCCCUCUUUUUCUGGGGGGGGGGGGUGUAAUAUCCCCCCCCGAACCCUCCUUGGGUGUGUCCAGUUUUUCCAGUUCAUCAAGCAAUGUAGGUGCUUUUUUACACCCCCCCCCUCCCAUCGUCACAAAAAGUUAGACCCCCCUCAAAUAGACCCCCACAAUCCUCUGCACCCGCCUUCAUAAGAAACCCUCUUUACACUACUGUCCUUUAUAAACCCUUAAAGAAAUUCACCUCCAAUGGAUAUCAGAUAACUGCACCUGGGACAGAAACAUUUCCCCUAGGCUCUAGAGCAGAACCCUGAGGUGCCAGAGACCCAGAAAUUGUAUCUGCUGCCAUUGCUAGUUGUUGCUGCAUUUAAAAAAAACGGUUUUUAUGCAUUUUGAUGAGCAGCAGUAUAUGUUUUUGUGGUGAAUUUCAUUUGUGCCAUACUUGUAUUAGUAAAUUUUUUAUAUUGUUUCUAUUUCUAGUAUAGUUAAUUGGAGAAAAAAAAACACUAAAUUAUUUAAUUAUCAUAAUUUAAAAUUUUUUAUUGCAAUAAAAUUUAUGCAGGAGGCCAGGAGGGGGAAGGUUGCUGAAAAUGUUUUAAAAUUGAUAGGGGAUGCAGCGCUGCAAAGUGGUUAAGAAUACCUGCCCUAGAAUAUCUUCUAGGAUCACCCCCAAGUCAACCAUUUUUUGUUCCAUCCCACUUCACGUGAUAGCCCUUAUUCUAUCACUCACAUCUCUACAUUGAGACAUAAAUUCUCACAACUGGCAGUAUCACUAAACCCAGAUUCUCCUCCUAUGUGGUGUCCUGUAACUUGAUCACAGGCCAAUUUCUGGACCUCACAUACCUGUACUGAUUCUCUAAGGGAUUGUAGUUUAAAAAUAACAUAAUUAUAAAUUAAUUUUAUUAAGUGCAUUUUUCAGUAAUAAUAAUGUUCCACUUGUAAUGGGAUGUCACAUUCCUUAAAUACCCCAGUCGUCACACAUUAUCUCAAAAAUGUGACACCCCCCUCCUUUCUGAACAUGUAUUGUCAUUUAUGGAUGGCCCUUAUUACAUAAUUUAGUUUUAUGUAUCUAGGCUUAUAAUUAUAUAUAAAAAAAUGGUAUAGAAAUAAAUAAAUAUAUUUAUUUAUAAAUACUAGCCAAUAUACCCAGCAUGGCCCUGGAUUGCAUUAGGACCCCAAUCCUGGCGCAGUCCGGUUUCCUGGUGUGAUCCUGAUCACCUACUGAUUGGGAGUUCCAGUUUACUGUUGGAUCUCGUUUCCCAUUAGGAUCCUGUUCCUCUAUGCGAUCAUGCUAAGUGCGAUUUUGUUUGAAUAAGCUUUUAGAUCCCGUUAUAUAUCCCCGUAGAACAAUAUAGAACCUUCUGGAACAUUCUAUAUUAAAUUUAAUAUCCUCCACGAAACGUUUAAAAAAUUAAUUUUCUAUGCAAUUAUUUCUCAAAUGCGAAAUAUUAUACAACUAAAUUGUACUACUUUAACUAUAGUACAUUUAAAUUGAAAAGGGGCCCCGAUGAGGGCCCAUUUAAUAAAAUACUGUUUUAGUUAUGUCUAAGAUUGGGUGGAAGGAGGGGGCUAUAAAAAAUCAUUCAAAUAAAUUAUAGAGUUAAAAUUUAAAAUUUGUCCCAUUAAAAUCGAUUUAAAAAUGCCAUAGAUAUAGCUUUUUUAAAUUAUCGAACUUUCUAGAAAAUUCUAGAUUUGCCCUGCAUGGAUAGGAUAUAAUUAGUUUUAAAUCCACCUAUAUUUCAACACGGACAAAGAAGGGUAUUGCUGCCAAGCUAGGCAUAGAUCCAUGAAUGCACAUAGAACCUACAGUGUUCUCUAAGACUAUUGACAAGUGAUAUUUAUAUAGCUUAAAUAAGGGAAAAUGAAAUGGGGCCCCUGGCCCCAGAGGAAUGGAUAUUAUGAGUUCACUACCCUUCGGGUUUUAAAUAUGGACAAUUAAGUGUAUGUGUACUAAGUUUGGUCAAGAUCCAUCUAUUCAUGUAGGAGUAUUUGUUGUUAAUUUUAUUUAUAUAGCUCAUAUAAGAAAAAAACGAAUUCUGGGCCCCUGGCCACAAACGGAAUGUUAUAAUUAGUUCAUAACCCUUUAAAAGUUUCUUCCGGAUAAUGAUGAAUAUAUAUAUAUAUAAACAAUAUAUAUAUAAACAAUAAACAAGAUCCAUCAAUCCAUUUAAAAGUGUAUGUGGAACAAAUCCACAAACAAACAAACUUUCACUUUUAUAUAUAUAUAUAUAUAUAUAUAUAGUAUUAUAUAAUAUAUAUAUAUGUAAUGAACACUUAUUAAAAUGUAGGAUUUUCAACUUAAAGGAUUAUCCACAAAUAUUCUGUCCUGCAACUAAAAAAUGUAUAAAUGCAUUAAAAUUAUAUAGCAAUAAUGUAGCCCUAUUGGCAGAGCUAAAUUUACCACUAUGCCUUAUAAGGCACAAUGUCUCUUUUAAGUCUGUGUUGGCCAACCCAAAUGGCUUCAUGGCCACUUUGAUUGCUAGUCAACUCUUCACAGGUGGCAUGUCAUUGACAUAAAUACCAAAUAAAUGAUUACACAUCUCUGCCUCACAUAAAUAAAUUUUACAAAUUUUAAUCAAAAUAUAAAUAUAAAAUAUUAAUAUGCAAUUCUCUGUUGCAGAUAAAAAAUGUGCCUGUUAUUGCCACUUUAAUUAAUGAAAAUGGGGUGUAGAAAGCCAUCCAAGUAUCCUGAGUGAAAAGUGUCUAAGUGGGGAGGGUCAGGAGGGGGCUGAAUUAAAAAAUUUGGCACAAACCUGAAUUUACUUUUGCAUCACUCUACGUGCAACCAACAAAAAAAAUAAAUAAAUUCUUAAGGAAAUUUAGGUUACCAAAUAAUAAUAUUGUUUUUACUUUUUUUUUUCUAAGAUUACUUUAUAUUCAAAUCUAAUUUUUUUUAAAGCAAGCCAAAAGAGGGGUCAGUACACCAAAAUGGUGCAUACCCUCAUUAUAUAUUUUUCAAAUGUGUGUUUAUUGCCAAGUAUGAAAAUAAUAACUAAUAGAGGGAAGAAAUAAGUUCAUUUGUGAUACAUCCAAUAGGCCACAAUAUUUAUUUAAUGUGGCGAGCCAUAUGCAGCCCCCAGCUGGCCACCCGUGUUUUAAAUUAUUACUUUACUACUUAUUGUAUGGUGAAUAGGCAAACUUUAACAUUGAGUACUAUUACCAGAUUAACUUUAACUCUCUAUUUUUUUAAUAGUAAGCAUAACAUCCUUAAGUUACCUACAAAUAAUCUGAUAUGAUGUUUUAUAUAUUUUUAAUCAUAAGCUGAUUCUGGGAAAAAACUCCCAGUGAAUUCUAAUGCUCACCAUGCUGGAAUGGUGUUACCCGAUGGAACAGACUUAAGGCAGGUAGCAGUGUUGACCAAACAAGACUGGGAUAGGAUCGAACAAGAACUCAAUCGGAAACAAAUCCAAGAUGAAAUGGUGCACAAGAUCAGAGAGGAAAGGGAUGAGCAGAAAAAAAGAUCAAAGGAACUGAUAAAGAACUGGGCUAAUACUUUAGCAGUAAGAACUGAUAUUAUAACUACUUUAAAAUGCAUUUAAUAUUAUCAUUUAGAAUUAUACAAGAUUUUUUUAAAAUUGAAAAUAUAAAAGUUUUAAUGGCAUUCUUACUUAUUUAGGGUCAAAGGCAAAGAAAGCUUGAAGCAAGAAACAUUAGAGAAGAAAAAGAAGAAGAUGAACGCAAGCAAAUUGACAUAGAAGAAGCUAAAUAUCAAGCACAACAGCGAAGGGAGGCAAUUGAGAAAGCAAAGACACAACAAUAUUAUCAGACUGACCGAGUUAAGGCCUUUCAUGUGAGUAAUUAAUCCCACAUAAAGUGCAUAGCGAAACACAAAGAUUCUUCGUAUAAAAUUCAGAGAUAGCCUGAACUGUAAGCUGUACAAAUCCCAAGCAACCCGGGUGGAUGGGACUCGUUAGCCUUGGACGGCAACCUGUCUAAGAGAAGGCAAACUCUGAAUUUAAACCAGGAGCCAGAAUGAUCAACAAAUUGAUCGUGGGCACCUCAAAUAUAAGAAGAAGCUAGGUAUAUGCAGUAAAUAUUCAGGGUUGCAGAUAUAAUUACUGUCAAAAACUGAUUAUGCAGUUUUUUGAGUGUCAAAUGUAUUCUCUAAAUAUCGCCUAAUUUGAUAUACAAAAAUGAUAGGAGCUGAGAAAAAAAGAAAAAGGUAAACUGACAAUCAUUGAAUUUGUAAAUUGUUUGAAUUAAUUUUUAAUAUGUUUACAAAGUUAAUUUUAAAUGUGCUUAUUAGAGUGCACUGACCCUUACUGAAGUCUUGAAAGAGAGGGAAGCACAGCUUGAAUUAAAAAGACUUAAGGAGCAGGCAAUGGGAGACCAGGACAAGGAAUACCAAAAAAUAGAUAGAGAGUUGUAUGAGAUGACAAUUCAGGCUGACCAAGAAAAAGCCAGAGCUCGUUUGCAAGCUGCAAGUAGAACUAAACAAUUCCAAAUAGCACAGUAAGUUGUUUAUUAACAUAUUUUAAUGUAUGUUUUUAUAUUGUAUAAGCAUUGUACACUUAUAUUAUGGAUAUUGCAAAAUUUAAUUUAAAUUCAGUUAUGUGUUUAUGUUUAAUGAUGAAGGUAUUACUUGCAAGUCUAAAUAUGUAUUUUGUUUGUUAGAAGUAGUAAUUAAAAUGUAUUUUUUCUACAUUUUAUUACAUCAUGGUCAUCUGAGCUGCUUCCAAAUUUUAAGAAAAUUUUGUGAAAGUAGUAACCAGGACCUAUUCUGAACUAUUUGUCAUAAUCUAUCAGUGUUUUUUGAUACAGCAUUAUUUUAUGAACUUUACAAGAAAUUGAAAACAGGUUAUUGUAAUUUAAAAUAAAUUGUUAAAUAAUUAUUAUUUCAUUAUCUCUUUUACUGGUAUAAUUAUUUAGAAAUUUACUGUAAUGGUUUUAAUAUUUUAAUCAAGCCAUUAGCAUGUUAUUUAUAAAGAAUGAUUUUUUUAUAAGGUUUUGUAAUAUCCAUUCUCCAGAAUAAAUGAACACAUGAACAGUGCAGAGAAACAGAAGUUAGAUGAACUCAAAGAAGCUGAGGAAUUGAAAAAGUUGGCUGUGCAAUUCCAGAUUGAGAAGGAGAGACUUGAGAACAUAAGAAGAGAAGAAAGACUGGCAAUGCUCAAUGAAAACAUGAAGCAAAUUCAAGAUGUUGAAAAAAUGAAAGUUUUACAAGAAAAGCAAGAAGAGGUUGUUUUUUAAUGUAACAGAAAAUUCAUCUAUGAAUGCAUUUCCAUAAAGUUCACUCUGCCAUUAUCAGUUCUGGGUUUUAUAAUAAAACCUUAAAUUGAUUAUGAUUUAGUUCCUCACUGUAAUAAGUUCUUUUGCAAUUACUUUACAUGCUUUUUUCUUAAAAAUGUGUUUAUAUUUUAAUUCCUCUAUAAAUUACUUUUAAUUUUUAUUUGCUAUCAGGAAGAAGAUGAAGAAUGCAGAGUUUUUGCAGCAGCAAAAAGGAAAAUGAUGCAAUUACGAGCCCAGAAAGAGCAGGAAAUUCAAAAGUAUGUGGAUUUGACUUUUCUGUCAUUUUAUUAAUUUUUUUAUUUGUAAUUUUCUAAUUUCAUAAAAUACAUUUUUUUAAUACUUAUUCUUAACUUUUACAUUUAUUUUCAGUGAAAAACAAGCCCAGUUGGACAAAAUCCGCAAUAAAUUAUCUGUUCAGAUGAAGCAAAAGAUAAGUGAUGAAGAUAGUAGAAUUGUUCGUGCAGCUGAAGAAGCAGAGAUCAAAAGAGUUGAAGAAGAAAGAGCGAAGGAAGAAAAAUUGCUGAAAGAAAUAAAACUUCAAGCCGAGCACAGAAAUAAGCAGGUUUGUAAAGAAUAUACAUUUACAGGAGUAGAUUUUACCCAAAAAAUGGUGAUAAACAAUAAUUUUUUCAACACAGGAAAAUAAAAAAUUAGCAAAACAAAAAUAAGUGUUCAUCAAAAAGCAAAAUUACAAGUGCGGCAUAAAAAUAGUUUAUGAAAAUUAAAUAAGUAUUAAUAAUAAUUGCUUAAUUUCAGGCUCUGCCUUUACUGACUCAAAAUUGCCACAACGUCAAGAUUAUUAUUUCACAACCAAUUAUUUUCAGCUUCAAGACCGAAAUGAGAAAGCUAAGAGGGAAAGGAGAGAAGAGCUAGAGCUUCUUGAAAUGCGCAGGGCUGCUGAUGAAUUAUUUCACCAGAAUGAGGUUGAGAAAGCCAUCCGUCGUAAGCAAGAAGCUGAAGCACUUAGAAAUUUCCAUGUUGAUCAAUAUGUAAGUGUCAUCAAAUUUAAGCUUAAUGUCUUUAUGCCAUAAUUUAAACAAUUUCAAUGUACCAGUGAAUUUUUUUUUCAAAAUGCAACUUCCAUUGAAAGGUACAUUUAAGUAAAAAUGGCGAAAGAGUUCAUUACCUCUUUAAGGUUCCACUUUAGCUAGUUUAUGAUGACUUAAGCUUUCUAGGGCUGACUUAUUAGCAGAAACAUAAUACAAAUAUAAUAGUAUAGCGCAAACAAAAAAGCCUGUAUCACUAAAGUACACUAAUACUCCCUUUAAAUUUGAAAUAUUACUUUUAUUACACUUAUAUUUGAAAAGCACCCUAAGGGAAGUCAAUUUGUUGGGUUUGAAUGGAGUAAGGCAGGUCUUGCAGUGAUUAUGACCACAAGGCUUAGUUAUGAAAUGGGAAAGAGUUGUUCGGAAGUGGCCAUGAACUAAAGGUCACAUAAAUUCUUAACAUGUCUAAACACUAUGAGAGGGGGGUGCUAAGAAAAUGUUGUAUGCAGCUGGGUUAGCUAGCAAAAUGGCAUGAUUUUAAAAAAAUAGUUUAGCAUUGAGAUUAUAUAAGAAUAAGUUUAGCACUGUCCUCAUUGGUUUGAAUUCUUCAACAUAGUUGAUAUGUUAUAUCCUUUGUAAGGCAGAUGGGUAAUUCCUACUGUGGACAAAAAUUGAUAAUUUCCAGUGCUUUGUCAUAAAAGUCUUCAUCAGACUGACAAAAUCGAUGUAGUUGAAGUUGUUGUGUGAAGGGAAUAGAGUCCUUACAUGAUUUAGGGUGGGAUGAAGAGUAUAAUAAGUAGCUGUGGCUAUCAGUAGGUUUAUAAAAGGCUGAGUUGGAUAAACCAUCUGCUUAAAACACGACAGUUAUGUCCAAGAAGUUUACAGAAUUCUCAGAGACAAGAGAUGUAAACUUAAUGUGAGGGUGGAAAGAGCAGUUAAAAAUGUAUGAAAAGGUCAAGAUCAACCAUUUUCAUGGUGGGUAUGGCAAUGCCAUCAUUGAUGUUAAGUUUAUAAAAUUUGGGUAGGUGUCUUGUGUAAUUUUACUCCACCACAUGUUUAAAAUAUCCCAUGAAAAGGCAAAUAUUUCUGGGUCCCAUUUCACUACCCAUGGCAAAUCCGCUAACUUGGUUGAAAAACUGUCUGUUAAACUGAAUUGAAUUGAGGGUGAGUACAAGCUCAGCCACUCAAAUAAUGGUGUUGGUAGGUAUAGAGGGAUGAUGUUGAAACUCAAGGAAGUUUUUAAGAGCUGUAUGACCAUCUGCAGGACCAUCUGUACAGAGAGCAUGCAUCAAGAAAAAACAAGGUUUAUCCAAAUAUAAUUUAUAUUAAGAACAAUGGCAAUUGAAAGCCAAAGAGGUAGAGUUGACAAUUGUGUGUGCAUAAUCUAGAUGAAAUAGAAUAUCUGGAAAGAUUCACAUGAAUCUAUUAUAAGAAAAAUAGUGAAACCCUGGGAAUCAUAUUAUUGAAGAGUUGUUUUACUGACAUACUGUGGGUAAUCUACAAAAUACAUAAUUCUUGAGAACAACAUAUAAGAACAUGAAGUCGUAUACAUGGCUGGGGUACCGCGCUAUAUAAGACCACAGUAAUAAUAAUAUUUCUAUACAACAUUAGUUAGUGUUUAUUUCAAAAUAGCUAAUUACAUGCAGCCUGCAAACGUUUUUUUGGGUAUCAGUGUUCUGCAAAGCCUUUUAGGUGGGCCACCACUGGUCUAGAUGGGCAAAGGGCUGAUCUACUAGUACAUUAAAGAUUUAGCACCCACCCUAAAUUUGUAUAGACACCUCCGUUUAGGGUGGGGCUAAAUCUUAAUUUGUUGGAAGAGUGAGUAUUGAUGCUCCUUAUAUGGUGUGAACCCACUUAUUGCUUUGUUUGAAAUAGCGCAUAGGCUUUGGGGCCUUUCAGUAUUGUUGACUAAAAUAGCAAGGGGAUAACAGUUUUUGAAAUAAUAGUCAGGGUUGUAUUACUAGGGUGAAAACAGUAGUGAGGAUCGUAACAUUCUGUAAACGAAGCUAAGUCAAUGGGUUCAGAGGAUUCAUGACUAGAGAAUUUCAUUACCGGUAUCUCAAACAAAAAUGUAAUAUUAAGGGAUUCAAAUACAUUACAUUACGGGGGUCCAUGGAACAAAAAAACAUGUUUUUCAAAGUAGUUUUUUAAUUUUUGUUUCUACCAGAAUGAACGUGUCAACAAAGAAGAAGACAAUAAGAAAGCUCAACUUGGUCUGGAUCAAGCUAAUGUUGAACUUAUUGCGAAAGAGGAGUUACAAUUUCAGGAAUAUGCUAGAAAGGUCAGACAAAACAAAUUUUGACAGGCAUUAGAAAAAAUAAUUUAAGUGUUAACUGUUUAUAAAUAUAUAUGUAUUGCAUCAUGUCUAAAAAAUCAGUUUAGUAAAUAUUUCUCAAUCUUUGCAUUUUAAUCAUAUUGACCAGGUCAUUGACCACUGCAGACAAGGAGGCCGCAACGUGUAUCCCUUAGAGAAAGCAGCUGUAAUGGGAGCAGGAGGUGGAUUGGGCCCAACUUUUCCAGGCAAAGGAGGAGUUAGGCCUAGCUAUAUGGUGGCUGACAACUCAGGUGUUCAGAUGCCCCACUAUCAAAGAGACUCUACUAAUGAAACCAAACUACAAAUUAAUGGGAAAAGUCCUAGCAAAAAUAGGAUGGGUUUUGUAUGGUAGAGCCAUACACUGUUUACUCUUUUUCUCUGAGUUACUAAAAAUGUAAAUGAAAAAUAAUAAAUAUACAUAGUGCAAAUUUCCAAUUGACAGCAUGAGGAAAAAUAUAAUGUAUUAAAAUAAAAAUAAAUAUAUCUGUUUUUGGCACUUUAAAAAAAAUCAGUUUUUUUAUCCUGCUAAUGUUUAAAUUUUGCUUAAGUAUUCAAUCACCUACCAUGAAAUUUUUAGUUUAAAUUUAAACAUUAUAAAUUAUAUAUUUUAUUAAUUAUUUCACUAUGGAAUGGUAAUAAGGAAUGAUCAUCCUUAAGUUGUAUCGAAAUCACAAUUUUAUUUGAAGGGCUAUAAAAAGAACUUUUUAAAAACCUGGAAGCUGCACCUGAAAAAAAAUAAAAUGAAAGAAUUUGAUGAAAUAAUAUAAGAGUCCAGAUCAUGAAUUCCUAAUUUUAUAUGACUAUAGACAUGAUGGAGCCCUGGUUCCCAACCCAUUGUUUGUGUCUCCCCAAAUAUGGCUCAUGGGGGAAAGGUUGUGUGUGUGUGUGGGAGGGGGGGAGUUGUCUAUGGGGUUGCUGGCUGAAACAGUAACAAUUAAAAUUAUUUUUUUUACAUGAAAAUUUUUUAAUUGUCGUAAUGAAGGUUUAAGUUUAACAAUUCAUUAUACGACUUCUGUUUUGGUUUGGGUUUCUUGUAACGAAUUAUUAUUUUUUUUUAAUGUGUCGGGGUUGUGGAUCACUUUGCUUUUAAAAAUGGGGUUGGGAUUUUUUUAAAAAUUGGGAACCUGCAUGAUAGAGCAUAACUGUGAUGAUUUAUAUCUGUGCACCUAUUAUUGUGACUUGUUUUAAAAUUUAAUUAUAGUCAUGUAUAGUUAUUAACAAUUUAAAUUAAUACCCAGAUUCUUAAUGAAUUCAUAGUAAGUAACUUGAGAAGUGAGUAAGAAAACUUUAAAAAAUAUAUAUUAAAAAAUUAUUGAACUUCAAACAGGUCAAAGGAUAACAUUUUUUUUUUUUUUUUUGGUAUUAAUAAUAAUAUUAAUCUGCAGACCAAUCCUGGUAUUUCCCUUCCAUUACCUAGUUCUUAACUACUAAGAUCUAAUUUGUUUUAAAAUUUAAUUAUAUUUAUGUAUAGUUAUUAACAAUUUAAAUUAAUACUCAGAUUUUUAAUGAAUUCAUAGUAAGUAACUUUAGAAGUGAGUAAGAAAACUUUAAAAAAUAUAUAUUAAAAAAUUAUUGAACUUCAAACAGGUCAAAGGAUAACAUUUUUUUUUUUUUUUUGGUAUUAAUAAUAAUAUUAAUCUGCAGACCAAUCCUGGUAUUUCCCUUCCAUUACCUAGUUCUUAACUACUAAGAUCUAACUCAAAGAUUUUCCAACUUUUCCGGCCACCACUCCUUUGAAUUGGAGCAAAUUAACUCGUUUUGGUAGCCCCCUUCGAACCCAAGCAUAUUAGCAUUUUCAGAAUAUAGUUUGUGACUAUAAUUACACAAGGAAAUGUAAAACUGUAACAUAUAUUUGAACAAUUAAUCAAAUUUAAAAUGAAUAACUGUAUUUGUAUAUAAAUUCAUUUGAUCAAGAAAUACCUUAGUAGGAUCAUUAUUUAGCAUGUUUUUUUGCUUAUAAAUUUUUGGCUCAGUUAUAAAGUCCAUUUUUAAAAAAAGUCUUUGUGUUGUCACCUAAAUUCUAUCAUCCUUUCCUUGUUACUGACAAUGAAAACUAAAUAAAGUUCCUAAUCCUCUUUUUAAUUUAUAAUUUUAAUAUUUAUGAAAUAUAAAUAUUUCCAAUAUAAUUUCCUAAAUGUCUCCUCCAAGAGUCAUUCCCCCCCCCCCAAGCAGCCCACUUUGAGAAUCACUGGUCUAAAUAGUGGCAUCAUCGCUGUAACUCUUUAAACUCUAUAGUCAGGUUUUGAAAACUUAACAUGGCCUGCUUAAAACCUUAUAACUUGAAAUUUAAUUUUUAAAACAUUUCAGUGUUGUAUGAGUUAUGGAAUCACUAAUCUUGAUUUUAAAUAUUUUAAUAUUUUUUUACUUUUAAAAAAAAAGAUUAUUGUUUUAAAUAGAUAUUUUAAAAGUAAAUAUGCAUUAUUUAUUAUAUUUUUAAAACGAUGCAUCUAAACAAGUUUUCAAAAGAUUUAGAAAUUGUUGGGGCUUUUCUUGUUUAUAUUGCCUUUUCUAAAUGCAGAUGUUGAAAAAAAAACUUUCUGCAUUGUUACACUAAUAUUAGAGAAAAUGUCAAAAUGAGCUAGUUUGUUAUGAUUUUAUAAAGCAAAAUAUAAUUUAUUAUUUGUUACAGUACAUCAAUGUCUUUUUUGUUAGCUACUUUAUAAUUUAAAUGUUUGUUACAGGUUCUCUAGAUGUGGAUGAAAUGCACCUUCUUUCCUACGAACCACUCUGUCUUAAGAGAACAUCUUAGAUUUAUCUCUAAAAAUAUGUAACAUUUCUCCUAUUUCUAAGGGAAUAUUUUAUUAAAGGUUGUAAAAUAAAUUAGGGUGUAAAACAAGAGUUUGCAAAAUAUGAAGGUAUGAAGAAAUUUUUUGUACAUGGUUUUAUAUAAAUUGAUUUCCCCUUUGUCUUGGUAAAAUCUUGUAAUCAAUUUUUAACCACUUCUACUAAACUUCAUCUGAACUUCUUGAAUUUUUGUAUACGUAUCAAUCAUAUGUCACUGUUGGGCUUUAGUAUAUUAAGUAAGCUUAAUGUGUCUAAAUUCCCAUUUUAGUAAAAUGAAGCCAGCACCUGGUGCCAACACUCAAAAGUUCAAAAUACGUUAACUUAAUACAUGGCUACAAUGCUUUUGGGAGUAUUUUUUUACUGCACAAAACAAUGGAACAAAUGGUACAACUUCAAGGUGAAGUAAAAAAUUAUUGAUAAGAGAUCCUAGUAGAUUAGAAAAUUUAAAAGAUGUACACAC